AUGUCCCGAGCCCUGGCCAUCUUGGCGGGCUCAGGGGAACGCCACCCGCACCACUCGCGCACCACUCGCGCACGCGCCGCAUGGCGCACGUCGUCCCUCGUAUGCGUGCUCGGGUUGCAGGGUUUGCGCCGUCCCUCGUCCCCCCUCGUCACGAGUCCACCGUCGCCGCGCUUCCCCCGUCGCCACGCGUAUCCCCUCGUCGCGCCUCCCCCCUCGACGCGCAUCCUCCCUCGCCGCGCCUCCGCCCUCAUCGCGCGUCUCCCCUUAGUCGCUGCCUCCCGUUGCCUCCAUGUUCCACGCCCUUCGCUCCUCCCUUCGCCCUUACGCCAGUCCCUCACGUCAACGGACGCUCGCUCCGUGAUGUCUCGCCCGUCCCUUCGCGUCUCGCCCGUCGCUUCGCGUCUCGCCCGUCGCAUGGCGUCUCGCCCGUCGCAUGGCGUCUCGCCCGUCGCAUGGCGUCUCGCCCGUCGCAUGGCAUCUCGCCCGUCGCUUGGCGCCUCGCCCGUCGCUUGGCGUGUCGCCCGUCGCUUGGCGCCUCGCCCGUCGCUUGGCGCCUCGCCCGUCGCUUGGCGUGUCGCCCGUCGCAUGGCGUCUCGCCCGUCGCUUGGCAUCUCGCCCGUCGCUUGGCGCCUCGCCUGUCGCUUGGCGCCUCGCCCGUCGCUUGGCGUGUCGCCCAUGACAUGGCGUAUCGCCCGUCGCUUGGCGUAUCGCCCGUCGCUUCGCGUCUCGCCAGUCUUGCUCGCGCUGACGUGCGAUACUUCCGCGCGUCCCCUCGUCGCGCGCCUCCCAUCUCCACUCGCCUACCAUCCCGCGCGUCCCACUGGCGUCGCGCUCGUAGCCGUUGCAUCGUCGCUGCCUCCCGUCGUCGCGCGACCCACUGUCGUCGCCUGUCUCGCUCGCGCUGCCGCGGGAUGA
Closterium sp. NIES-65 is the source of this 915-nucleotide messenger RNA. NCBI's taxonomy places the organism in Eukaryota, Viridiplantae, Streptophyta, Zygnematophyceae, Desmidiales, Closteriaceae. The record is from the annotation of a GenBank genome assembly.